Molecule: messenger RNA, 5388 nt
Organism: Schistosoma guineensis
Lineage: Eukaryota; Metazoa; Platyhelminthes; Trematoda; Strigeidida; Schistosomatidae
Source: the annotation of a GenBank genome assembly
GAUCGAAAUUGUUGCCAAGGUUGGCGCGUAUGUCGAGGUACUAUGCUCCAGUUAUUUUUUUGAAGGGAUAGUAUCAGAUUACUUGAUCGUGAUUCUGUCAGCACACUCGAACUACUUUCCAUCAGUCGACAAUAUUUUAAGAACUCCAAAGGUUUUUUCACCUACUACCACUGAUGCCGUCGUCUAGGACAGCUAGGAUAAGGCGAAAUUCCGUACCGAAUAGGUGCACAAUCAUCAAGUGUAUGAGGAAAACAAUCUUCAGUUUUGUUUUCUUAUUGGUCGGUCUUUCAACAGGACUCAUAGGACCAAGUAUUCUAUAUUUGGAAAAGUUAGCUGGCUCACGAGAGGAUGAAACAGCUCUUGUUUUUACGUCGAGGGCCGUUGGGUGUAUUGGUGGAUGGAUAGUUAGCUGUUUAUUACUGGAUUCAGAAGGUUCUGCUAAACCAAAUGAUUUACUGAGUGUUGGACUUUUCGGCCUAGUGAUAUCCAAUGGUCUUAUUAUUUUCGUUAAACAUCUUUGGUGGAUGCUGGCAGUUUUUUUUCUUCAAGGUUUAUUUGUAACAAUUUCUUUGCAAGGAUGUGUUUAUCAUCGUGAGAACGUAAAACAUCGACUCCACAUUGUCCCACAAUAUUUAACAAGUGUUUUCUUAUUGGGUUGUGUAUUUACUCCAUAUUUUAUUUUAUUUAUUGAGCCAAAUUUAAAUGCCAUUACACCAUUAGAUGUUCAUCCCAGUACUACACUGAAUGAACCACAGCAUUCACAUAAGCAUAACUUCAUUUCAAACGUAUCUAAUGUAAUUCCCAUUAAAUCUGUUGAGAGUAGCAGUACUGGCAUUAGUAAACACAAUGAAAUUUCUCCACUUAUUCGUAUUCCUCGACAAAUUUCAGUUAGUACCCCACUACUGAAUAAAUCUAAUUUUGGUCUGCAAACAACACCUCAAACCACUAUGGACAUUAAUCAUCAUAAAAUAUCUACUGAUCAAUCUCACAAUUUAAAUAUAAUCAUACCUAAUUUUACGUCAACAAACGAAAUCAAUAUAAAUGAAACAUCACAUAACACUACAGUGAACUCUUCGGUUACUAUCAAACCUACAAUCAAGAAAAAGCCGUCAGUCAAUGAUGCUAAACAUUUGAACCAAGAUAGUUCAUCUGCGGAUGGUAGUAAAGCAGCGUCUAAAAUGAAGAAACUUACUGAAGAGCGUCAAAUUGAAGAAUUAGACGAUGAUCCAUCUACUCAUAAAUCACUGACCUCUGUCGUUAAUCCAAAUAAACUUCAAAAUCCUGUAGUCCAAAACCAGUCUACUAUUACCACUACUACUAUGUUAAUGAACAUCACGAAUUUAAAUUCUACCAAACAAUCAAAUAAUAAUGAUGCUAUCUCUAAAAUUUCUACAAAUUCUUCCUCUAGCCAUCUUUCAAUUCACUUGAACAAUGUUUCAAUAGGAUUUCCAUAUGACUCUAAAAUUGUUAAAGAUCAUAAAUCUAAUGAAAUUUUCAUUAAUAAUGUGAAUUCAACAAAAGAUAUUUACAUAUCUAAUGCGUCUAAACCAAUAACUAAGAAUAAAGUAAUACUUGGCAUGUAUAAUAUUACCGAUGAAGUAGGGUUAAUAACUAAUAACUCUUCUACUCAAUUCACAUUCAGUAAAUUUCCACCUGUAUUACAGUCAAACGAUAUUAUUGUAGUUAUCAAUUCAACAAAUCAUAAAUAUCAUCAUCAUCGUAUUGCUGAACACUCGUUGGAUAAAUCUCAUAAUCUGUUACCGUUUCAACAUCCAGUAGAAUCAGUUCAGAAAGUCUAUCUACUACUAAGUAUUAUUUCAAUGAUACUUUGGCUGUUGACAAUUCCAUUAACAAGUUGGUGUGAAUCGAUAUUUAUUCGUUACUUUGAUCUUCAGAUCAUAGAUGAUAAUAAUUUCGAGCUUAUUUCCGCUGGCAAACUCUCGUCACCAAGUGUGAUGCAACGAUCAGAUACUGAUAGUAAUGAAAAUCAUUCUGAAGAAGGUCUCAAAUCAAGAUUACUUGGAGGAUCAGAUGAAGACGACAGUGAGUCGGAUUCAGUUGAACUAUGGAAUCGAAGUCAUUUUAUUGAUAAAAACGAAGAGCUAGUCUGUCAUUCUGAUUCUGAAUUGAAUGAUGAUGGUGUUGUUCUGAAAAAUUCCUUAAUUAAAUCAUCUUCAGGAAAUAAUAUUUCUGGUUAUUCAGUGUCUAAAUCGAUGACAGUAUUAAAUCCUAAUGUUGUUGAUGAUAUUACCUCCUCUAUGACUGAUUAUUCUGUAUUUGAAACUCAUUGGCCAAGAAUUCAAUGGCCAUCAAAUUUUUGGCUGUUAUUAUCUGUGUUUCUAAAUAGUGGUUUGGAGACAACAUAUGCUGGCUUUGUUGCUAGUCUCACUAUCCGUUAUCUUCUUUGGUCUCCAGUAAGUAUUUAUGUUAUUCAUAUAACUAUUUAUAUAACUAUUAUUUUGUAUGAAAUACACUUGUUAUUGAGUUUCAAGUUUAAUGGUAUGUAGUUGGGUUAGACAUUCACCAUUUGAACUAGUGAUUUAUUAUUUUGUAACCUUCAUUUCACUUCUCUCAGUUUAGACUAUUUACUGGAAGUAAAUCAAUAAUUUCUAAUUCCUCAUAUGUCAAGUAUGAAUCAAAGUUCUGCUUACAUGUACCUGUGUUGUUUGCUCAUUGAUAUUCACGCUUUUUUAUUUAAUCUAUUUAAUGUUAUUUCAUGUGUGUCAACUAUCAUUAACUUUCUGUCUUAAAUUGUCAUAUUAUAUUGACAAUUUGUCACAUUAAUAUGGCUUAGCAUAGGGAUUAAAACACAAACUUUAAAUAUAGAUUAAAUUCGUUGUUUUUAUUCAAUUAGAGGUUUUAUACUAUGAGCUGUAGUUUAAUGAUUAAAUCGUUUGAAUUUCAACCACCAACUUCUAGAUCCCAACCCCUGUACACCUCUUUCGGUUUGAGUGGUAUCACUAGCCCUCAUAUUUAAAAUAUGUAUCGAGGCCUCCAAAUGGUCUGAAAGCUUGUUGAAUAUCAUUUGAUUAUAUAUACAUGAGUAUGCUAUGGUCAAUAUUUUAUAGAUGUUGUCAUUUAUACUUUCACAAAAUGAUAUAAUGACCAAGAAUUAAGCUUGUCAGUCAGAUAAUAACGUAUUGACAACCGAGUAGCCUACAGAGCUAUUUCAUUUAUUUUCUGUGAAUAAUUUGUUCAUAUAAAUGUUAUCUCAUUGUAUAAAAACUUGUUCUUCUGGUUAACGGUCAUGGUCUUUCAUUCAUUUUAACAAUUACAAACCUUAUUCAUUUACCAAUCCCCCCUUCCGUAAGAGAAGAAAAUUGUCAUGACUACUAAUUUUUAAUUCCUUUUGAAUUUGAUUUAAUCUCGGAAGUUCUCCUAAAACUAUUCCUAAAGCAUAAAUCAUUAUUAAUUGAACAGGAUAACUAUUGGAAUUAUUAAUUAUCUACCGGCAAACUAGUUAAGAACAUAUAAUAAAGGCGAAAUAUUGGUUAUUAAGCAGUAAUCCAAUUGGUAAGAUAGGUUUGAACCCUACUCCAUCUACUUUUGUUUGGAAAAAUCGGAUGAUAUCACUAGCUUUCACAUUUUUGAGUAUGGCUUAAAGUCAAGUAUACAAAUCUGUACUUGGUUGAUGUGGGGUUAUAAUUGGUUGUCAUCCACAAAUUAUAAUAUGUAAUGUAACUUAUUACAUUAUCUGGUAAAGGUUUAUAUACUUGACAUCUCUUAAAUAAGUAUAUUUGUGGUGGUUGAAUCAUAUUCGAUUGUAGCUCUAUGGUGUAAGCAAGCAUUCAACUCAACCAUCCUGAUCACAUAGCCGAAAAACUUUUAGCCCAUAUAUAAACCCAAUUAGUGAAACUCAUUAUUAUGUAUACACAAUAUGCACAUAGUUACUGGGCUGCUGAUAUCUUUAUUUUGUUAACAAAAUGGUUGUUCGUGUAACUUUAUAUCAAGUAUCGGUACAUUCAGUCCAAUUUAUUUAUUUCUUUUAACAAGACAUUAGCAAUAAUUGUGACCAGUUUGUUUUGGCUUGGUAAUCUCGUUGGCUUUUUAGUUCGUUUAUUGAUAAUCAAUAUAAAAUGGCCAGAUUUACGAGAUACUUUACCUGGUAUUUCAACCAGUCAUCUAUUACCUAAGCGUAUAUAUUCAACUAGAAAACAUCGUCGUAAUUAUGCAAAGAAUACAAAAUCAUCAAUAAUUAUUACUAUCAUACAAUUGUGUGGAUGUUUUAUUUGUGUAACUAGUUCUAUUGCAUUAACAUAUUUAUCAAUGUCAACUGGAAGAUGUUCCACAACAACAUCAUCAUCAUCAUCCCUAUUAAACAUGAAUUCAUUAUCACAUCCUUAUAUAACCUGGUUAAUCGGAAGUCUUUGUUUUGGUAUUGGUAUUGGUUUAUCAUCUUCUUAUACUGGUACAUUAAUGACUAUACAUUUAACUACAAAUUUAUUUUUUUCUAAUUCAUAUCAUAUUCAAUUAGCUACAUUUUUUGGUCAAUUAUUAAUGCCAGCAUUAAUUGCUAUGCUUCAUCAUCAAGCAUUAUUUUGGCGAUAUUCAUGUGUACAUAGUAUUAGUGUAUUAUGUUUAAGUAUAUUAAUGAGUUGUUCAUUAAUUAGUCAUUUUAUCAUUGAAACUAUUGAAAAUAAACGUAAUAAUUUAUUGAAAUCAUCUAAAACUAAUCGAAACAAUAAUCAUGAUACACAUUUACAAUAUUCUAAUGGGAAAAUUACAAUACCAUAAUUAGUUUAUAAAUUCUAAUAGGGAUAGGUAAUAAUUAUCUUCAAGAAAACUGAUGAUAACUUCGAAUAUUGUUAUCAUUUUGUUUAUUGCAAAUGUCUUUCAUCAAACUUGUCUUCAUGUGGUUAAUUGCUUUAACCUGUAAUAGUUUAUUGUAACUAUAUAUAUGUUAUUUGUAUAAUACUAAUACUAACCCUCCUUCUUCUUCCUACUCCCCUUCCCCUCCUCUCUAGUCUGAUAAUAAUGGUAUUUUGUUCAUUUGAUUGCAUUUUGUACUCUACCAUUUGUAUGUGCACUCACCUAUAUUUUUUUAUUACCGCCUUAUUUUCAUAGGUUAUCUGCAAGUUUGAUCUGUUGUUAUUUUAAUAUACUUCAUUAUGUCAUGCAUUGAAUCUAUUUGGUUUAAUACCUUAUUUUGUUUAUGAUAUUGAAUUAUAAAUGCAAACAACACAUUUUAUCAAUUGGUUUUUCCUUCAAAUAGAUAGAACUAAUCCUCUGACGUAUAGCUUCAGUUUAUCGCUUUAAAAAUUAGUAGUAAUUUAAUAUAAAUUAUUCACUAAAUACAGAUUGAUGUAUCCCACUUUAAGUCGCUUUAUUUGUGUUUGAAAGUUUAUGGUACUACCUUAAUCACACCUGUUAUCCCUAGUGAAGCAUUGG